Molecule: messenger RNA, 428 nt
Organism: Racocetra fulgida
Lineage: Eukaryota; Fungi; Glomeromycota; Glomeromycetes; Diversisporales; Gigasporaceae
Source: the annotation of a GenBank genome assembly
GGCAAAAGAUCACAGUUCCAAUUCAUGUAUCAUCGGAAUAUAACCUCAAAAUUGUAUUAUGGGGAACUUUGUUACCUGUGAUAACAAUUGUUGCUAUUGAACAAACUAUUUUGGGACCAAGACGCAAGAAGAAAGCAGCUGAGUAUGAAUCAACAACAUUUACACUCAUUUUUAAUGCCGAGGAUGCAAUACGACUUCUGCAACCUUCCGUAGAACGUAAGAUAGAAGCUGAAAUGACUAAGAAUAAUGGUCUUAUCAUCUUAGAGGCUUGGUACGGCAAUUUUUCACACAUAAAAGAAGCUUCGACAGAAAAUCAUUAUGACGACGUUUUUGACGUCAAAAUACCAAUUCAGGCACUGGUAUUUGAAUCUCAAUUAAUUAUUCCUGGAGGCCGUUCUAAGGUAAACCUUUUAUUAAUUAAAUGGUAA